Maudiozyma saulgeensis is the source of this 1584-nucleotide messenger RNA. The record is from the annotation of a GenBank genome assembly. Lineage: Eukaryota; Fungi; Ascomycota; Saccharomycetes; Saccharomycetales; Saccharomycetaceae.
AUGUCAAAGGAGAAUGAAACAAAACUUCUUUCUCUCGAUGAGACUACAUGGUAUUCUGUUUUAGGUUUAACUACAGCAGCUACUGAUGUUGAAAUUAGAAAAUCAUAUAUGAAAUUAGCUAAAUUGUUACAUCCAGAUAAAUCAAAAAGUGAUUCAAGUGCAGAACUAUUUAAAGUCGUAGUGAAUGCACAUAGUAUAUUGACAGAUACGGGAAGAAGAAAUGAGUAUGAUACGUUGCUUAGAAGUCAAAAUUUAUAUCAUUAUGACCCUCUUGGAACAAAAUCAUCAUCUUCUUUAAAGCAAGCCAGGAAUAAUCAACCACGGAAAGCAAAAUCAUAUGACAAACAACCAUAUGGAUUUGGAUUCAGUGAUAAGAAAAGAGAGAAUGGAAAUACAUCCCCUCCAAAGAAAUCUUCUGUACCAAUAUUUCAGUCGUUUAAUAUGAAGAAUUAUCAAAGAAGUUAUAAUAAGAAAGAGGAAAUGAAUGAGGAAAGAAAGGAGUACAUGAGUAACAAAUUUAGAGAUACACCUGUAGAACAACCUAGUGCAGUAGACAACGAAAGUGAUUCAAAGAGAACUAUGGAUGAGGAUAUAGUUUUAACUGAUAAUGAAAAAGAGACUCAUGAGACACCAACAGAUGAAACAAUAAACACGAAUGAAAAAGAUGACAUUGAGAUAAAUGAACCACAAAAUAUGCAUAAAAGAACCAAAAUGGGGGUACCAUUACCAAAAAAUGAGAACUCAAAAGAUACAGGGUUCACAUCUUGGAAUCAUGACGCUAGACGUUCAGCAAGAAACAAAUCAGAGAUACGGCAGCAAGCACGAAGAUCGACAUCUCCAGUCAAGAACACCCCACUUACAAAUAGUGAUCUUCAUGAUACCUUUACCUGUGGAAUCAAUGAGGUGAUCAACAAGAUGUACAAUUCAAUGAGAAAUGGAUCUUCAGAAUCGCCUUCAUCACCAUCACCAUCUGAGAAUACUUACGAGGAACCAAGGUUAUCUUCCAAGAGAGGGCAACCCAGCACUACUAGCACCACGGACAUUAAUGAAGAACGAGUUGAUUUAGACCCUAUAUUCAAUAUGGGUAAUAUGAAUGAUACAAUAAGAUCAAUACCUAUGUCAAAGAAGGUCAAACUAUCUACGGAGUAUAAUGGUACCACUAGAACAGAGAGUAUACAUGAACCUGUCAACCAAACAUUACCUAGAUAUUAUAAGAAGGAUUCAAUGUCCAUGAAAGAAACAUUUAGUAUUAAUCGAUUAAAUGAAAUGAUGGUAGAUAUUCCUCAUUUCAUAUUACCUGAAAUAAUGGAAAAUAUUACUUUAUAUCAAUUAGAGACAAUUAGACAAGAACUUACCAAUUUUAAUCAAAUUUGUAAUGAGAUUAAGAAUAAAUUGUUAGAAUUAUAUUCUAACAAGAUCAAACAUGAUAUAGCUCACAAUUCUAAAUUAUUCAAAAUUGAAAAUCAACAUUUCUUACAAGAAGGUAAUAAUUACAACAAUAUAAUCAUUAACAAAAUCUAUGAAAUUGAACAAGCACAACAUACUGCUAUCGAACAAUAUCUUAAGAUUAAUGAAAGACCUUAA